This is a messenger RNA of Hydra vulgaris (swiftwater hydra), 3587 nucleotides long. Its product is annotated as N-acetylglucosamine-1-phosphotransferase subunits alpha/beta. Gene Ontology annotation, biological process: carbohydrate phosphorylation; N-glycan processing to lysosome. The record is from RefSeq and is a predicted model, not a curated record. Lineage: Eukaryota; Metazoa; Cnidaria; Hydrozoa; Anthoathecata; Hydridae. Gene Ontology annotation, molecular function: UDP-N-acetylglucosamine-lysosomal-enzyme N-acetylglucosaminephosphotransferase activity. Gene Ontology annotation, cellular component: Golgi apparatus.
ACUUAACAGGCGUCAUUUUUUAAUUGCAAAAAAUUGAAACAAAAACGUAUUUUCUAACGCUAUAGUAAACUAUAUUGUUAAUGAUUUUUAAGUAAACUUAUUGUAGAAAUUUGCAGUGUCCGGUGUGGUUUGAAACUUUAGUUUACCCGUUUCCAUAAGCCCGAUUUUAUUGACGGUGUCGACAAUAUUUAAUUAUUAUAUUCCUUAAACUUUUGUUGUUUACUUUUACGAUCGUUAGGAACAUUUAUAAUGAAAGUUUGGUCUACUUUUUGUAAACUUAUACAAAAGCAAACGUAUUCAUGUCUCUCCAAAAACCAUGGUUUGUUGUAUGCAUUUACUGGGAUUUGCAUUAUACUUGUGUCAGCUUUUCAUUUUGGUGAAGUUGUUUUACAAUGGAAUAUGAUGCAUUAUGCUGGGAACUUUAAAUUUAGCCGUUAUUAUGAUAAUAUACAUGGGCGUUCGUUUGAAACUAGACUUUGCUUACCACAACCAAUAGAUGUUGUUUACACUUGGGUAAAUGGUAGUGAUCCAAACCUAAUUGAAUCGUUAAUUCAGUAUAAAACAAGUCUGUUGUCUGUAAAUAAUAAAACAUUAAAAGAAGUUACACCUUCAACUUUUAAAAUAUUCAAUUGGAAGAAUUCAAGUAUUUGUCCCUAUAAAAACUGCUUUUUCGCAAAUAAGAUAGCCCUUUCUGGUUUGCCAAAAGAUAUUGGUUUGACUGACCUCGCUGUUCAUCUAAAUAAAAAAUUUAGUUUGGCAAAAUCUUUAGAACAUUUUGGAAAUGUGGCUAUUGUUUCAUUUGAUCAUAAAGAUGAUGUCACAAUGUUGAUGAGUUCAAAGCUAAUAUAUCAAAAAGUGCAUUUGAAUUAUAGUGAAGUAUUUUAUACUGAUAUACAACAAGAGGAUCAAAAAAUUUCUGCCCUUAUGGUAAAAUAUUUAAAUAAUGAAGAUAACAAUUCCAUUGCAAAAAACAUAGAAUUAAUAUUACCUUAUUCUGUAAAAGAAGUUAUCAAUUUUGUGAAACAGAAAGUUGCAAUAGUUUAUUUAAAAAAACAUAAGUAUGUACAAAUGUUGAUAAAUGAGAGAAAUGUUUCCUCUUUAUACUUUUUUAAUGUUUCACUAGUUUGGAAACCAUUAAGUUUUUUACCUGAUGAUAGAAAUGAAGACUUAGCAUCAAAUCGAUUUGCUGAUAAUAAUGAGCUUAAAUAUUCCUUACGUUCUAUUGAUACAUUUGCACCUUGGGUUAGAAAAAUAUUCAUUGUAACUAAUGGUCAAAUACCAAAUUGGUUAAAUUUAGAUCACCCUAGAAUUCAAUUAAUAACACAUGAGGAAAUAUUUGCCAAUAAAAGUCAUCUGCCUACUUUUUCUUCACCAGCUAUAGAAUCCAACAUCCACAGAAUUCCAGGAUUAUCCAAAAUAUUUAUUUAUAUGAAUGAUGAUGUUUUUUUUGGAAAAGAAGUUUGGCCUGAUGAUUUUUAUACUCAUUCAAGAGGUAAAAAGGUUUUUCAAGCUUGGGCAGUACCUAAUUGUCAUGAAGGCUGUCCUUCCUCUUGGUUAGGGGACAAGUACUGUGAUAGAGCAUGUAACUACACUGAAUGUGAAUGGGAUGGUGGUGAUUGUAUCAAUGUGAAAAACAGUGUAAACUCACUUAUUCAUUCUAUGAAUGCUAAUGGAAAUCAGGUAGUUAAUAGUUACUGUUCUAAUGGAUGCGCAAAUAGUUGGCUUGGAGACAGAUACUGUGAUGGUAACUGCAACACCAUUGAGUGCGGUUUUGACGCAGGCGAUUGUGGCACACGAAAUUUUGAUAAACUUUUUUUUCAUAAAUUUUCUUUAAAGCAAGUAUCAAGUAGUGAAGAAAUAUUCAUUAAAGUUCCAUCAGGUAGUUUGGCAAUGUUUCUUAACUUGACAGAUGUGUUUGAAGAUAUAAUUGAAGGAAAUUACCAAUCAAACAAUCUUCUAAGAAGUGCUAUUCUUGGUAAAAAGUCUAAAUUACUUUCUCUUACUUUUUUUAAAAACUUUUCUGAAGAAAACAUAACUUUUCAGGUUCUUGGAUAUAAAGGUGCAAAUAAUACCUAUAAAGGAGUUUUAGUAUUUACUUUGACAGUCAAUACAAAGGUUGAAGAGGCUUUUAAAAAAGAAUUAGAUGAAAAACCUGAACUGUUUACAAGUUCGUCAUACCCAAAAAAGUUGUACAAUAGUUCAUUAUACCCUAUUAUAAAAAAAAAAGAAAAUACAAUUAUUGAAAAAGUAAACUUCGAAAACUUAACUUUAUCCAAUCCUUUGAAAAAUAAGCUACAAAUUCUAGAGCAAGAAUAUUUGGAUGGUGAAAUUACAGAAUUUGGUUUAGAUAGAAUCAAAAAUCAAUUGUACAAAGAUUAUUUGCACGAAACAAUGCCAUUGAGAAGAAAACUUCUUUCAUUUAAAGAUAAUGACCUUGAUUUUCAAUUAUCAAAGUUAUUGAUGGAUCCUUUCACAACCUCCUUCAGCUUUUUGCCAUGGGAAAAAAAAUUUUUCUCUACUGAUUUUAGUAUUUUUUACAGAAAAGCAAAUCAAAAAAAUAAAUAUGUAAUAGGAAAAAGACGAGGCAGAAAUCUAUUAGAUACAUUUUCUUCAUCUCUGUUACAUGUUAGUCGUAUUUAUAACAAAGCAUUUGGGUACCUACAAAGAAAAGUCCCUGCACAUAUGCCUCAUAUGGUAGAUAAAGAUAUAAUUGUUGAAAUGCAAAAAGAGUUUCAACCUUAUUUUGAAGACACCUCUAGUCAUAAAAUGCGCCAUCCUGAGGAUAUGCAGUUUGCAUUUUCAUAUAACUAUUAUAUUAUUGGGCUAAAAGAGUCUCAAAAUGUUUCAAUUUUGUUUGAUGUAAUUGACACAGACCAUUCAGGUACUUUGUCUGAUCGUGAGAUUCGUACUCUUGCAGCAAUGAAGUUUAGUAUUCCAAUUACAAUUGAUAAAGUAAAAGAACUUGAAACCAUGUUUAAAAACUGUUCAACACAUUUGUACAACUCCAGUUUUAUUAAAAGUUACAAAUCAAUACUUUCACAAGAAAAAAAGGGUGAAGAUUAUCAUGAUGGUGAGUUACCAUUGGUAACCAAGGAUUUAUUUUUUAAUUGUCAUGAAAUUUGGCAGAAUUUAGUCAACUUAAAUAUCUCAGAAUCGAAGUAUAAGUUUGAGUUGCUUGGGGAAGACGAUGUCAUAUUUAAAAUGCUUCGAAACAAUGUUUCUUUUGUGUUGCAUCAGUUAGAUUGGAUUCGAAAAAACAGGAAAAAAUUCAUAUGUAUCAAUGAUGAUUUAGAUCACACCGAUGCAAGUACAUCAACAAUUCGUGUUCUACUUAAAGAUUUUUAUGAAUCAUUGUUUCCUAUUCCUUCUCAGUUUGAACUAAAACCAAAGUUUAAGAACAAGUUUUUGUAUAAAAAAGAUUUAGUUAUUUGGCUUGAAAAUGAAAGACUUCAUAAAAAGUUUAAGAACAUUGCAUUAAUACUUACACUUGUCAUAAUUAUUUUUGUAGUGUAUAAAAAAAAACUUCUUAGUAUGAUAAAAAAUGUAAAAAAAAGUUAUGGAAGAAAGGUUUUAGGUGUUUAAUAAAA